CCGGUUAACUUGACGCAGCAGCGGGGGAGUCCAAUGGAAGCCUUCGUCGCAACCCGGAGGAAACAAUCGAGUGCGAUUUAGCUUAAAAAUAUAAGCCGAUAUCUUUAUAUAGGGUUAUAGACUGUAUAUUUUCUCAAAAGUCUGGGUCUGCCGUUCUCGCCACUGUGUUUCAAACCCGGUAACUUGCCGUUAAGGGCGUUUGUUCGGCCUUGUUUAUACUGUGCAGGGCUGCUUGGAUCAGGGAAGCAGGCCCGGCGGUCCUGGGCGAAUUUGACGGCCGUUUUGGUUCGGGAGUGGGUUUUGUGCGGAUCGGCCCUUUAGCUCACCAAAGAAUAUGACCCAGAUGCAACAAUGACAUCCAGAUUUGGUAAAACCUACAGCCGCAAGGUAGGAGAGGGCACGUCCAAGUUUGACGAGGUUCUGUCCACCAAGAGAGGCACCCUUAGUACCAAAUGGGGCGACACCACCUACAAGGCCAAGGUGGGCUCCAAGCGCGCCGGCGCCCCCAAGAAUGACUCUCUCCUGGAGGUUUACAAGAGACCCCGUCCGAGCGCAGACGGCAUGGAGGACCCGUUUGGAUUCGACAGCGACGAGGAAUCCAAGCCGGUGUCUUCCCGCAGCGCCAGCAAGUCGUCCCCCGCCAAGCCGACCUCCGCGGAGCCUCCGCAGUUGGAGAGGCCCGGGCUUUCUCUGGACGCGGGGAGCAGGUCCAGCCUCCAGGGGGGAUCCCACACUUUGACGUCCGGAACAGGGGCGUCGUGGCUGCCCAACGACAGGAGCCAGCCCAGGGUGAUGGAGGACACCGCUCGGUUCUUCAACAGCAGCACUGCCAGCAUAGGAAAGUCCCAGCAGAGUUCCUCGUUGGCAGAGAACCAGCACAGCUACUCGUGGUACCAAAAUGCUUCCGAGAGCGAUAAGAAGCCCCUGGCGCAGACCACCACCCUGAAGACCGGGUCCAAUUUGGAGUCCACCUUCGACUCCUGGGAAGCCAUCAUGGGUCUCCGUCCGCCCUCACCCAGCCAGGAACCUCGCAACCCGGCGCCCACGCUCUCCUGGGCUCCAGCGGGCAUCGCCGUGGGCAGCUCUGACCUCGGGCAGACCCGGCGCGAGAAGCGCCCCUCUCCCCCGAGGCUCCAGAGCCCCAGCGAGAGCGAGGACCUCGGAGGCGACUCGGACUUCCUCGUGGAGACGUCGGACUACUCCCAGACUUCGUCGUCCUCGUCGCUCGUAAGAAACUCGAACUGUCGGACGUACAGGAGGCCUAACAAACAGGGCUCUGGCAAAGCCUCGGACUCCAGCGGCUCUCCCGGCGCCGCUUUUGGCACCGAUCUUCCCAAAUCCACGACUGACGGCGGUAGUAAGACGACGGGGGGCGGAGGAGGAGGCCGGGGGCGGGGCAGGACGAGGGACUACACGGUGCUGCACCCCUCCUCCGUGUCGAUGUGCAACGUCACCAUCCAGCCCCGAGGCGUGGAGGAGUUCAGCGCCGACGCAGCGCCCUCUGGCGGUGGCGGCAGCGCUGUGUCCGCCAGCACGGUGGAGAUGGGAGAGGCGGGUUGGCAGCGGAAGAAGACGGAACAACAAAACACAAGGCUCAAACCAACCAGCACAAAGUCAAAGAAGGCCAGUAAGAUGGACCUGUUUGGUUUCGAAGACGCAGACGCCCACCAGGAGGAGAACAGCGGCGACAGCACGGACGGCCGGUCCAGUUACAAGAUCCAGUACUUUGGCUUUGACGACAUGAGCGACAGCGAUGGGGACGACGACGACGACGACGACGGCGGCGCCAAAGAGAGGAGGAGGGCCAAGAAAGCCGCGGCCGCCCAGAGAGCCCCGGUGGUUGCUGUGGACGAAACGCCGACCGAUGAGCCGCCGGAUCCGUUCGAGACUCUGGAGAGGCUGGAGAGGAUGGAGCGGCUGGAGAGACUGGAGAGGCUGGACAGACCGCCAGCCAAGGAGAGCAAGAAGAACGCGGAGAAGCAGGAAAACAGGAUACGAGCAGACGUCCUGGACUUCUCCGAGGAUGGCCUCCGAGUGGUCGCCAGGGCUCCCAGGAGACCGCCUCAGGGCAAACCGGCAGAGAAUAACCCCGACAACCUCCGGAGGAUCUUCAGCGCACAGAAGAAGUCUCCCACCAAAGCCGUGUACAACGCCAGGCACUGGACGUUGGAGCGUGAAGAGGAGCCCCCUUCGACUUUCAUCUCCCGAUCACAGACAGCUCCUGCGCCAGUCUCAGCGAGAGGCUCCAGUAAGGAGCCCACUGAUGCUCAUAAGGACGAUGGCGUUUUCAAGGCUCCUCCCCCUCCUCCCAAAGUCACCAAGUGCGUCACCCUCCCCACAGAUCUCUACCAGGACGCCGUCACCGCACUCAAAUGCCGCAAAGAGCACAAAGAGCUGUAUACAGUCGUCCAGCAUGUGAAGCACUUCAACGACGUGGUGGAGUUUGGAGAGAACCAGGAGUUCACUGAUGACUUUGAGUACCUGGCUACUGGUCUGAAGAGUGGACAACCUCUCAACACACGCUGCCUUAGUGUGAUUAGCCUAGCUACACGCUGUGCCAUGCCCAGCUUCAGGAUGCACCUCAGGGCCAGAGGGAAGGUGGCUCAGGUCUUCAAAACGCUCAAUGACGCCCCGCAACACCCGAACCUGGCUCUGUGUACGGCGUCUCUGAUGUACAUCCUCAGCCGAGACCGGUUGAACAUGGACCUGGACCGGUCGUGUCUGGACCUGAUGAUCCGGCUGCUGGAGCUGGACCAGGAUCAGGGCAGCCUGGCCGUGACGGGGACAGAAACCGACUCCACGGCUCAGUUCAGCGCCAGAGAGAUUGCCAAGAUGAAGGAGAAGAUCAGGAAGCUCUGCGACACUGUGCAUAACAAGCACCUGGACCUGCAGAACAUAACGACGGGUCAUUUAGCCAUGGAGACGUUACUGUCUCUGACCUCCAAGCGAGCGGGAGACUGGUUCAAAGAGGAGCUACGGCUACUGGGAGGACUGGACCACAUCAUCGAUAAAGUGAAGGAGUGUGUUGAUAACUUGAACCAGGAGGAUGAGAAGGAGAAGAUGGUGUCGUCUCUGUGGGGAGCUGAGAGGUGUUUACGCGUGUUGGAGAGUGUGACGGUCCACAACCCAGAGAACCAGGGCUACUUGAUCGCCUACAAAGACUCAUCGCUCAUCAUCUCAUCUGCAAAGGCGUUGCGGAGGUGCGAGGAGAUGAUCCAGCGUUACAGCAGGGAGCUGAACUCAGACGGAGCCGUGGGGAAAGCCGUGGAGGACUGUAUGAGGGCCAUUAUAGGAGUCCUGCUCAACCUGACGCACGACAACGAGUGGGGCAGCACGAAGACAGGAGAGCAGGAGGAUUUAAUAAUGACGGCUCUGAACUGUGUUCUCAAAGUACCUCAGUAUCUUCCACAAGAGCAGAGGUUCGACAUCAGAGUACUGGGUCUGGGCCUGCUGAUCAACCUGGUGGAGUACAGUGCCAGGAACAAGUACUGUCUGAUGGAGAUGGAGAUGGAGGGGGGGCAGGGUCCCUGCGACUCCACCGUCCUGCUGAACCCUCCGCUCCAGGACAUCACCUGCACCGGCCCACUCAGCGCCAUCGCUGCACUUGUACAGCUGUUCCUCCAGCGGGAGCGGGCUGCCAUCCAGGCUGAGGCGCAGACGGAUGACCUCAUCAAGGAGGCGCCGAAGCCUGCGCUGGACAAGAGCGGCGAGUGGCAGGAGACGGGCGGGGAGAUCCAGUGGGUUGCCAACGACAACAACGUAGAGAAGCCGGAGGAUGAAAAGAAGAAGAAGGAGAAGGAGGAGGAGGACGAGGAGCUGGACCUCAACAAAGCUCUGCAGCAUGCAGGGAAGCACAUGGAGGACAGCAUCGUGGCCUCCUACACAGCACUGCUGCUGGGCUGCCUGUGUCAGGGGAGCACGUUGAAUGUGACUACUGUGAGAGACAACCUGCCGAAAGGAGAUUUCUCCAUCAUGACAGAAAUGCUGAAAAAGUUCCUCAACUUCAUGAACCUCACGUGUGACGUCGGCACCACAGGACAGAAGUCCAUCUCCCGGAUCAUUGACUAUCUGGAGCACUGCUAGAGAGAAGCCUCUCACACACACACUCUCUCUCUCUCUCUACACACACACACACACACACACACACACACACACACACACACACACACACACACACACACACACACACACACACCACAACAACCAUCUCAUUCAUCUUCGUCACCACCAUCCUCAUCUCAGAUUAAGUUCACUCCUGGAACACACACACACCCACCCACCCAACAAACACCUGUUCUUCAUCAUCCUCUUCCUCUGCGUGUUGUGACCAGACGUCGUCCAGUUAAAGGCAGUUUUCGUCGUCAUGGUUUCAGCGGUGGAAGCUCACACAUAACUGAAUGAAAAGGGAGGUUUUUUUUCCCUUCUAAAUUGACUUGAGAUGAACCCAAAUGUAUUAUGACUUCAGGUAUACCG
Messenger RNA from Perca fluviatilis (European perch), 4473 nucleotides. RefSeq names its product WAPL cohesin release factor b (gene waplb). The transcript is spliced from 20 exons. NCBI's taxonomy places the organism in Eukaryota, Metazoa, Chordata, Actinopteri, Perciformes, Percidae. The coding region runs from base 352 to 4083 and encodes 1243 amino acids. Gene Ontology annotation, biological process: regulation of chromosome condensation. The record is from RefSeq and is a predicted model, not a curated record.